AUGGAUGAGACUUAUGAUGCGAUUGUUCUCGGAACUGGAUUGAAGGAAUGCAUUCUCUCCGGAAUGCUGUCGGUGUCCGGCAAGAAAGUCUUGCAUAUUGACCGCAACAAUUAUUAUGGUGGUGAGUCGGCUUCGUUGACGCCGUUGGAGCAGCUCUACGAGAAGUUCCAUGGGCCGAACGCUAAACCGCCAACCGAGACUGGACGCGGACGUGACUGGAAUGUGGAUUUGAUUCCAAAGUUCCUCAUGGCCAAUGGACCACUCGUCAAAUUAUUGAUUCACACUGGCGUCACCAGAUAUCUUGAAUUCAAGUCGAUCGAGGCGUCUUAUGUGUUCAAAGGCGGAAAAAUCUACAAGGUGCCGGCCGACGAGAUGGAAGCAUUGGCCACAUCGUUGAUGGGAAUGUUUGAGAAGCGUCGCUUCAAGAAGUUCCUCGUCUGGGUUCAACAAUUCGAUGCGAACAACAAGGAAACUUGGCAAGGACUUGAUCCGCACAACAACACGAUGCAACAGGUGUACGAGAAGUUCGGUCUCGAUGAGAACACCGCCGAUUUCACCGGACACGCGUUGGCGUUGUACCGCGACGAUGAGUACAAGAACAAACCGUUUGCGGAGGCGGUUGAGAAGAUCCGCUUGUAUUCGGACUCGUUGGCUCGCUACGGCAAAUCGCCGUACUUGUAUCCGUUGUACGGACUCGGCGAGCUGCCGCAGGGCUUCGCGCGCUUGUCGGCCAUUUACGGUGGAACCUACAUGCUGGACAAGCCGGUCGACGAGGUUGUCUUCGAGAAUGGCAAGGCUGUCGGUGUCAAGUGCGGCGAAGAGGUCGUGCGCGGAAAACAAAUCUACUGUGAUCCGUCUUACGCCAAGGAUCGCAUCAAGAAGAUUGGACAAGUUGUUCGCGCCAUUUGCCUUCUCAAUCAUCCGAUUCCGAACACCAACGAUGCCCAAUCGUGCCAAAUCAUCAUUCCGCAGAAGCAAGUCGGAAGACACUAUGACAUUUACAUUUCGUGCUGCUCAAACACCAACAUGGUGACACCGAAGGGUUGGUUCUUGGCAAUGGUGUCGACGACUGUUGAGACGGCCAACCCGGAAGCCGAAAUCCUUCCGGGACUUCAACUUCUCGGCCCGAUCACCGAGAAGUUCAUCUCGAUUUCGGAUUUGUACGAGCCGACCGAUCUCGGAACCGAAUCGCAAAUCUUCAUCUCGAGAUCGUAUGACGCCACCACCCACUUUGAGACCACUUGCAAGGAUGUUCUUGAGAUUUUCGCGCGCGGAACCACAGAAGAGUUCGAUUUCACCAAGAUCACCCAUCUCUCGCUCCAAGAUAACGAAUAA
This is a messenger RNA of Caenorhabditis bovis, 1335 nucleotides long. NCBI's taxonomy places the organism in Eukaryota, Metazoa, Nematoda, Chromadorea, Rhabditida, Rhabditidae. The record is from the annotation of a GenBank genome assembly.